Messenger RNA from Toxorhynchites rutilus septentrionalis, 565 nucleotides. Its product is annotated as cuticle protein-like. The coding region runs from base 53 to 565 and encodes 170 amino acids. The transcript is spliced from 2 exons. NCBI's taxonomy places the organism in Eukaryota, Metazoa, Arthropoda, Insecta, Diptera, Culicidae. The record is from RefSeq and is a predicted model, not a curated record.
CGAUCUGAUUUCGACCACAACAGUAGUUCCCUAACAGCGAUCUUCUAUCAAAAUGGCGCUUAAGAUGUUUGCCCUUUUUACAGCACUGUCCUGCGUCAGCGCUGGAUAUCUCGAAGCCGAUCAGCAUUUCGCCCCACUAGCUCACUAUUCAUCAGCUCCAGCUGUGAGCUACAGCUCGGUCACCCAUCAUGCAUCCCCAAGGCUGGCAGUUGCCAAAACUUAUGCCGCCUAUGCCGAACCAGCUGUCCAAUAUGCUGCUCCAAUCACCAAGUCCUACGCCGUCCAUCAGCCAUCUGUUCUCAGGACCAUCGUUGCCGAGCCAGCUUACUCUUACGAUCAUGCUGCCCCGCUGGUCUACAGCCAGAGCUUGGGAUAUCCCAAAACUCUGUCCUAUGCACCACUCGCCAAGACAAUCGUUGCCCAGCCGGCAUACACCAAGGUCGUCGCUGUAGAACCGACUUACGCCAAGUCCCUCAUCUCGGAGCCAGUGUAUGCUAAUUCUGCUCCAAUUCUUGCCGCUAAAGGCCUGAGCUAUGCCGCCCCGGCUCCCCACUAUGCCUGGUGA